Messenger RNA from Solanum verrucosum, 2106 nucleotides. Its product is annotated as probable E3 ubiquitin-protein ligase ARI2. The transcript has 6 exons. Bases 161 to 1780 code for a protein of 539 amino acids. Gene Ontology annotation, biological process: ubiquitin-dependent protein catabolic process; protein polyubiquitination; positive regulation of proteasomal ubiquitin-dependent protein catabolic process. Gene Ontology annotation, cellular component: ubiquitin ligase complex; cytoplasm. The record is from RefSeq and is a predicted model, not a curated record. Gene Ontology annotation, molecular function: ubiquitin conjugating enzyme binding; ubiquitin protein ligase activity; zinc ion binding. Lineage: Eukaryota; Viridiplantae; Streptophyta; Magnoliopsida; Solanales; Solanaceae.
UUCACUCCGAUCAAAACACCAAAAAAAUCCAAAAAUCUUCCUUCCCCACGAAGGAAUUUCAAGAAUCGACAAACAAACCUAGGGAUCAUCAAAGCGUAAAAUUGCUAACAUUUUUGGUUUUCCGUUUUUCUCUGUGGGGUUUCAGUGUAUGUGAAAUAUUAUGGAGGACUAUAUCUAUGUGAGCAGCGAUGAUGAUGAAUGGGACAAUCAACAGUAUAAUAAUGACGACGACGACGACGAUGAUGAUGAUGGUGAAUUUCUUGAUGGGUUUACCGAAAUUGAACAAGAGAGAAAUGGAAUCUCCGAAAAGGGUCCUUCAUGCAAGGUAAUCAGGAAAGAGACUCUUUUAGCUGCACAGAAAGAAGACUUGCAAAGAGUGAUGGACUUGCUAUCUCUGAAGGAACAUCAUGCUCGAAGCUUGCUUAUUCAUUACCGAUGGGAAGUUGACAAGGUCUUUGCGGUUCUUGUUGAGAGAGGGACAGAGAAGUUAUAUGCUGAAGCGGGUGUGACACUGGAAGGGAAAGAUGAACAUACUUCCACUCUGUCGACAUCUGAAGUGACAUGUCAAAUUUGCUUCGAAGAUGUCCCUGUUGAGAAGACUACUGUAAUGGACUGCAACCAUAUAUUUUGCAAUGAAUGUUGGACAACUCAUUUCAUUGUAAAAAUAAAUGAGGGUCAGAGUAAACAAGUAACUUGCAUGGCCCAAAAGUGCAAUGUGAUCUGUGAUGAAGGAAAGAUUAGGGAUCUCGUCACUGCAAAAGAUCCUGCUUUGGCAGAGAAAUUUGAUCGUUUUCUGUUAGAGUCAUAUAUUGAUGAUAACAAGAGGGUUAAAUGGUGCCCUAGUGUUCCUCAUUGUGGAAAUGCAAUUCGUAUUGAGGAUGAUGAAUACUGCUGUGAGGUUGAAUGUGCAUGUGGUGUACAGUUCUGUUUUAAUUGUUUAUCAGAAGCGCACUCUCCUUGUUCAUGUCUGAUGUGGAAACUUUGGAUGAAGAAGUGCAAGAACGAUGGUAAGACAGUAACGUGGAUAAGUGAAAAUGCCAAACAUUGCCCAAAAUGUCAUAAUGCCGUGGAGAAGAAUGGGGGAUGCAACCUUGUAAGAUGUAGAUGUGGACAGCCGUUUUGUUGGUUGUGUGGUGGAGCUACUGGUUUAGAACACACAUGGAGUAGCAUUCGAGGUCACACUUGUGGCAGUUAUAAGGAAGGGGAAGAGGAAAAGACGACGACUGUCAGAAAUGAUCUCUUGCGCUAUACUCAUUAUUAUGAGCGCUAUAUGGUUCAUCGUGAUUCGUUGGAGGCUGAAGCAAACAUGAAGCAAAAACUAAAUUUUGAAGUGUUGAAACUUGAAGCGGGGGAAUUGCAAUCAAAGGACUUCAGCUGGGUAGAAAAUGGAUGUAAUAGACUCCUUCAAUUAAGGCGAAUUCUCUCCUGUUCCUAUCCAGUUUCAUUUUACGUUUUUGGUCAGGCGCUGUUCAAGGAUGAAAUGACACCAAAGGAAAGGGAAAUAAAGAAGAACCUUUUUGAAAACCUGCAGCAGCAACUUGAAAUAAAUGUUGAAAGACUUUCAAUGUUCUUGGAAGAACCAUUUGCUGACCAUCCUGAAGAUAAACUUUUGGAGACUAGAAUGAAGAUCAUCACUCUCUCUGUACUAACAGACAACCUCUGCAAAGAGUUGUACGAUUGCAUUGACAACGAUUUACUGCUUCCUCUACAGCAGGCGACUCAUACCAUAGCUCAUUAUAGAUCCGAGGGAGUGGCUAAAGCAUCAGAACUUCCUAAUUAACAUUCCACCAACACUAGGCAUGUGAGCACUCUCAAUCAGAGGCAGGAAAACGAUGCACAUUCCUUUUCUCAUGAGCUGAUCUAGAAUUUUAUGCUAGAGGGUUCUAUUACUACAACAUCUAAUAUUCUUUUGCGACACUUCAUAUGAAUUUAGUCUAGAUUCUUAACUACAUAUAGUUCGAGUUGAAGACAAUGUGUGCAUGUUGGUUUUCGUUUGGUUACAUAUACUAAUAUCUGACUGAAGAAUAAUGUGACAAAAUGGUUCAAACUUGAUACACCAUGCAGCAUUGAGCAAUUUAGAAAAUUUUAGCAUUUGGAUUUGGUUCA